Stylophora pistillata is the source of this 2506-nucleotide messenger RNA. RefSeq names its product putative tubulin polyglutamylase ttll-15. Gene Ontology annotation, biological process: protein modification process. Lineage: Eukaryota; Metazoa; Cnidaria; Anthozoa; Scleractinia; Pocilloporidae. The record is from RefSeq and is a predicted model, not a curated record.
UAAUAUAUGAACUCGUACUUAUUUUAUGCAGAAAUGUUUAGAAACCAAGUACAAUGAAUUGUUCUCCUCGUAUGGAUAACGAACAAAGAAAUCGCAUUUUUUACAGACAGCCACACGAGCCAAUAUUCACUUAAACUCUUGUUUGUCACGCAAUUGUACUUAAUUUCGAUUAGCGGAGCAUCGAACGACGAAGGACAACAUAACUAGGUCGAGAGCACUGUCCUUCAAAAUGUGGCCGUGGAAAUCUCCUAAUCGUCAACCGGAGUUCAAGUAUGCAUCUGAUAAUUCGAAAUAUUACCCACACCCUCAUCACGGAGUUCAAAUUUCACAUCGUUUGGUGCAGCUCAUGAUGGGAUGCCUGUGCUUUGGUGUACUGUUGAUUUUAGUCAAUAUUUAUCAGUUGAGUAGUAUAACUACUGGGCAGACUGUCGGUGAUCCUGAGUUUGGAAGCUCAAGAAGACCUGUUGUUUGGAUGAAUGCCAGAAAUCUUAGGUCAGGUUACUUGAAACAUGUGAUGGCUGUGUUCAGCAGAAUUGGUUAUACCAGAACUGAAGCAAAAAGCCGCCUGUUUGAUGUUAUGUGGGCCCAUGACUAUCCAUUUGGUGGAGAACUCAAAGAUCUGCUGCUAACCUUAGAGCCGCAUCAAAAGGUUAAUCAUUUUCCAGGCUCUGGAUAUAUUACAAACAAAGUUAGCCUGGCAGUGAACCAUUUUCCAUUUAUUCCUCCAGCAUUUGUGAUACCAAAAGAUACUGACAAGUUUUUAGAAGAGGUUAGGAACCAUCCUAAGAAACUUUGGGUGGAGAAGAGUAAUAACCAUAGAGGAAUACACAUCAAGUCUCCAAAAGAAAUUGACCUUCACAAGGGAUCUGAUGAGAACUUUGUUCAGGAGUAUAUUGCCAAUCCAUAUCUUAUUGAUCAACGGAAGUUUGACAUUGGUGUUUACACUGUUCUAACAUCCAUUGAUCCUCUCAGAGUUUAUGUCUAUGACCAAGAGGUUCUUAUCAGGUUUUGUGAGACAGACUAUUACCCUUUUGACCCAAAUAAUGAAGAUAAGUAUGUUGUAGGAGAUUCAUACACUCAACCUUGGGAGCUGCCUUCUCUGAGGGAGUGGUGGCAGAAAGGAAAGUACAGCCGCAAACUUCUUCUGAAUGCACAUCUUAAAAAAAAAGGUCAAGAUGUUGAUAAGAUGUGGAGUGAUAUUUACAGGGCUAUUGCAGAGGUUUACCUGAGAAAGGAAGCAGAUCUCAUAUCUGCAGGAUCACACUUCAAAUCCACAAGGAACUUCUUUGAGAUGGUCCGCUUUGAUUUCAUCCUUGAUGCUGACUUAAAAGUUUGGCUUAUGGAGGUAAACAUGUCUCCAAAUCUGUCUUCAGCUUCCCACAAUGACAACAAACUGAUGUAUGAACAGGUUGUAUUCAACCUUCUUGGCCUAGUGGGAGUGGCAUCAAAAUUGGACCACAGUUUGAAGUACAGCUCUCCAUCCGAGAAAGACAUGCUUGUUAGCGAUCAGGACAUCCAAGUGUUGUACGAAAGAUGUGCAAGUAGUGAAUGCUCCAAGUCUUGUUAUGAUGAGAAUUGCCGCCUGUGUUUUCCCUGCCUGCGAGAGAAUGAACGCGACUUUAUCAAGGCUUCUUACUUAGAGCACACCCACAGAGGAGGCUUCCGGAGAAUAUACCCCCCCGUAAUGACUCAAAUCGGUGAGGUGAAGAAGGAUGGCCCAACAUUAAGUCUGAGUUCAUCUAAUCAGCUGAUGUUUCAUUGGUUCAAAUCCAUGUGUCUACACGAUAUUUCAUGGUGCGCAUGACUAGUAGCAGCUAUUAAUAAAAGAAAUAAUUUAGCGAUUUCUUCCAUUAUCUCGCUUGACUAUGAAAGAUGUAUCGUUGCUGUGGACUAUUGCGAUCGUUGUACAGUAGGUAACUUAUUUUUUUUCUCGCUAGUUAAUCCUUUUGUCAAGGUUUUUUCUCUUUGGCUUUAUUGUGAGAGACACAGUGGUAUAUAUCGUAGCAAAAACUGCGUUUAGAGUGUCAGCUUAAGACUAUGAAAAGAUGUAUCGUUGCCAUCUUUCAUAGUCAAGCAGAGACUCUGUUCAGGAGCAAUUGCUCGACGGACACUUUUUGCCGGAAUUCGAAUUACAGACAAAACUGCAAUGCAAUGUUAAAGAACAAAUGGAGAAGUAUAGCAGGUAUUUGUAAAAGUGGUAAUUUGUAUUCAAUAUUCUAAUCGCCAACAUGAAAUCAAACAGAAGCUAUUUCAAGACACAUAGUUCAGGUAAAAUUGAAUCUUAAAAACAAAUGUUGAGAUGUUUAGUUGUAAAUAGUUCCUGUUCAUAUCUUUUUAGCCUGGACUCUUUAUACUGAGAAUCAUAUGGACUAAAUUCAAUGACAAGACAGUGGAUAUGUUAUGUUAUGUUUUUUACUUCAAUGUUUUAGUUUUCUAACUCGAUAAAAAUUCUAUCGUGACUCGUUUUUGUACGAGCACACACAAUAAAUAGCUGAGUUGUAUCUCA